GCUGGGGCCGCUCCCGGCGGCGGCGCGUGCGCGGCCGGGGCGGGGCCGCCGCUCCCCUCAGCCGCCAUGUCCGUGGUGUUCGUGCCCGAGCGGCUGCGCGGGGCGGCCGAGGUGAACCAGGACACGCUGCAGCGGCUGCUGGAGGAGAACGACCAGCUGAUCCGGUGCAUUGUGGAGUACCAGAACAAGGGCCGCGCCACCGACUGCGUGCAGUACCAGCAGAUCCUGCACAGGAACCUCAUUUAUUUAGCUACAAUUGCUGAUGCCACUCCGCCCAGGACGCAGAAGCCCGUAGACUGACAGCAAUACCUGGAUGUGAGCACUGCUGCUUUCAGAGGCUGUAGAAAUAGUUUAGACUCCCACUUUGAAAACAAAGAAGGUGUGGGUUUGAAAAAAGCAGGUAAAAAGUAAUCUGUACUUCUGUGUUUAAAAUGUGAAUGUAGUUUUCAGUGUAGUAUUAGGCCAGCUUUUCCCGUUACUGUAACUAAUACAGCUAAAGAAUGAUAAUUAUCACAUUCCCUUUUCCCUCUGAAGAACUCAAUUCAGUGUACUUCUGGGAACAGCCAGGUUGUCAAGACAGCACUAUAGGAAGCAGAGCCCAUUUCACGAGUAUGGCUCUAUAACAACAAGGUAAAUGUUACUCUAAGUGACUCCUACCUCCAACAUAACAAAGUUGGGCAUGUGUUCCAUAUGUAAAAGCAGUAGACUCUUGUAUCCUGUAUCAGAACAACUGUGCUAAAUAAACUAAAGAUGUUCUUUAUAAGUUGUAGUAUAUUCUGAAUUAAUAAAAUACAUUAACAAAA
Molecule: messenger RNA, 803 nt
Organism: Passer montanus (Eurasian tree sparrow)
Lineage: Eukaryota; Metazoa; Chordata; Aves; Passeriformes; Passeridae
Gene: SS18L2
Product: SS18 like 2
Exons: 3
Coding region: 67-300 (77 amino acids)
Biological process (GO): positive regulation of transcription by RNA polymerase II
Cellular component (GO): nucleus
Molecular function (GO): transcription coactivator activity
Source: RefSeq, a predicted model, not a curated record